Molecule: messenger RNA, 914 nt
Organism: Tarenaya hassleriana
Lineage: Eukaryota; Viridiplantae; Streptophyta; Magnoliopsida; Brassicales; Cleomaceae
Product: axial regulator YABBY 5-like
Exons: 7
Coding region: 170-685 (171 amino acids)
Biological process (GO): multicellular organism development; abaxial cell fate specification; cell fate commitment
Cellular component (GO): nucleus
Source: RefSeq, a predicted model, not a curated record
AUAGAGAGAAUAAUUUAACAGCUUUUCAUCCUCUCUCUCUCUCUCUCUCUCUCUCUCUCUCUCUCUCUACAAAUCUUGCCCUCUCUUUCUCCGCCCUUACACACCCACACAUAGUUCGCUAAUUAUAAAGGACAAGCUUAUCAAGAUUAGCUCUUGCCAGUCGGAGAUCAUGGCCGGAUGCAUCAACACUGCCACCGCCGCCGAGCAACUCUGCUAUAUCCCUUGCAACUUCUGCAACAUCGUCCUUGCGGUGAGUGUUCCAUGCAGCAGCAUGUUCGACAUAGUGACCGUCCGAUGCGGGCACUGCACCAAUCUGUGGUCCGUCAAUAUGGCUGCAGCUCUUCAGUCCCUUUCACGCCCUAAUUUCCAGGCGCCGAAUUACUUCAUACAAGAGUACAGGAACGAGUUCGGUUCUUCCUCAAGAUGCCACAACAAAGUCCCUCCGAGGAUUUCUACUCGCACUGCCGGCGAACAAAGGGUCGAAAACCGCCCUACCGGGAAGCGGCAGCGAGUGCCUUCAGCAUAUAAUCAGUUCAUAAAAGAGGAAAUUCAGAGGAUUAAGGCGAAUAAUCCAGACAUAAGCCACAGAGAAGCAUUCAGCACUGCUGCAAAGAAUUGGGCACAUUUCCCUCAUAUUCACUUUGGUCUGAUGCUGGAGAACAACAAGCAAGCUAAGCUAGCCUAACUAAUGAUGAGAAGAGGUGGACGUGCCCGAAGUACCAUGGAACAAGAGCUGAGGAUGUCUUGGUUACUAUCAUCACCUUAUCAGUUGAUAUUUUACAUAAAUUUCCUACAAUUUCAAUGAUGUUAUAUAUAUAUUCUCGAAGAGAUCUAUCUUCAAAGACCUUUCACGUAUCUUGAUGGUGAAUAAACUUCAUCAUUAUUUAUAUAUAUCAUUUGUGUGAUUCGUGUUA